This is a messenger RNA of Anoplopoma fimbria (sablefish), 2788 nucleotides long. It is a transcript of the gene syk, whose product is annotated as spleen tyrosine kinase. Gene Ontology annotation, molecular function: signaling receptor binding; non-membrane spanning protein tyrosine kinase activity; ATP binding. Gene Ontology annotation, cellular component: cytoplasm; extrinsic component of cytoplasmic side of plasma membrane. The record is from RefSeq and is a predicted model, not a curated record. Lineage: Eukaryota; Metazoa; Chordata; Actinopteri; Perciformes; Anoplopomatidae. Bases 324 to 2192 code for a protein of 622 amino acids. Gene Ontology annotation, biological process: cell differentiation; positive regulation of B cell differentiation; neutrophil activation involved in immune response. The transcript has 14 exons.
CGCUCCACCACCUCAGCAUGUAUAAGUACACAGACUGACUGUGAAUGUGGUGCAGCUGGAAAACACAGUGGAUAAACUGUGAGUGACUGUUUUCAUGUGGUUUUGACAGCAUGUUUUUAUUUUUUGUUGGUCAGGAGCUGGCUGAAUUUAGGAUGAUCUAUUCACAUCUUGCUCAGACUGCUGGCAGCUGAUAUGCUAAAGGAGUGAAAGAACCAUACAAGGGAGGGAUUCACACUCUGGAACUACUUCUCCACAUCGUGUACAAGUUAAUUGCAUCCUUUGCAAGAGGACUUCCGUAAGGGAGCCACCAUCCAGAAGACAAUAUGGCUGACACGGUUAACACAUUGCCAUUCUUCUAUGGCAACAUCACCAGGGAGGAGGCGGAGGACUAUCUGCAGCAUGUGGGCAUGGGUAACGGCAUAUACCUGCUAAGACAGAGCCGAAACUAUCUCGGAGGCUUUGCACUGUCUGUGUUGCAUUCAGGCCGCUGCUACCACUACACCAUUGAAAGAGAACCCAAUGAAACGUUUGCUAUUGCUGGUGGGAAGAGCCACAGGACCCCCGUGGAUGUGAUUGACUACCACUCGCAGGAGAAGGAUGGCCUUGUGUGUCUGCUGAAGAAGCCCUGCAACAGGCCCAAGAACAUGCAGCCAAAAGUUGGGCCGUUUGAGGACCUGAAGGAAAAACUAAUCCGGGAAUAUGUAAAGCAGACAUGGAAUUUGCAGGGAGCAGCUCUGGAGCAGGCCAUCAUCAGCCAGAGGCCUCAGCUGGAAAAGCUCAUUUCCACCACUGCACACGAAAAAAUGCCCUGGUUCCAUGGAUCAAUAACACGAGAAGACUCUGAGCCCAGGCUUCAAAAUGGCCCCCGUACAAAUGGAAAAUUCCUGAUCCGACAGAGAGAUUCGAACGGGUCCUAUGCUCUGUGUUUACUCCACGAAGGACAAGUCAUGCAUUAUCGCAUUGACAGGGACAGGACUGCCAAGCUCUCCAUCCCAGACGGCAAGAAGUUUGACACCCUGUGGCAGCUGGUGGAGCACUACUCAUACAAACCAGACGGUCUGCUGCGAGUUCUAACAGAGCCCUGUCCAAGACCCGACGGAGACAUUGGGAGGAUAGGACGGCCUCUACUCCCACGGGACCAUCCUGGGUUAUCUUCUGCCUUGCAAAGUGCGGCAGGUGGAAUUCUCUCCAAACUCAGAACUGUUCCUAUACCCGGCAUAACAAAGAACCGGGGAUCUCGCCAUAACACCACAGAUCUCAAUCCUUAUGAAACCAGGGUGCCCAAUAAUCAAGCAGGCGGCAAAGAGGCCAUGCCAAUGGACACAGCGGUAUAUGAGAGUCCAUACGCAGACCCAGAUGAACUGAGGACCUCUACAGUGAAUCGCGACCAGCUGAUCUUGGAGGAUGGAGAACUGGGCUCUGGGAACUUUGGUACAGUCAUGAGGGGCAUCUACAAGAUGAAAAAGACACAGAAGCAAGUUGCAGUCAAAAUCCUGAAGAAUGAUGAUAACAACCAGUCGGUACAUGAGGAAAUGCUGCGAGAAGCCAAUGUUAUGCAGCAGCUGGACAACCCUUACAUCGUCCGGAUGAUCGGUAUCUGUGAUGCAGAGAGCCUCAUGCUGGUCAUGGAGCUGGCCGAGCUGGGACCACUCAACAAGUUCCUGCAGAAAAACAAGCAAACCAACAUAAAGAACAUCACUGAGCUGGUCCACCAGGUGUCCAUGGGGAUGAAGUACCUGGAGGAGCAUAACUUCGUCCACAGGGACCUCGCUGCCAGGAACGUGCUGCUGGUCACGCAGCACUACGCCAAGAUCAGCGACUUCGGCCUCUCCAAAGCUGUGGCUGAGGAGCAGAACUACUACAAGGCCAAGGGUCAUGGGAAGUGGCCAGUGAAAUGGUACGCUCCUGAGUGUAUAAACUACUUCAAGUUUUCAUCCAAAAGCGAUGUGUGGAGCUUCGGGGUGCUCAUGUGGGAAGCCUUCUCAUAUGGACAGAAGCCAUACAAGGGAUUGAAGGGAAAUGAUGUCAUGCAGAUGAUUGAAGGUGGGAAACGUAUGGAUGCACCAGUGAACUGUCCACCAGAGAUGUAUGACCUCAUGAGGACGUGCUGGACGUACAAGCUGGAUGAAAGGCCUGGAUUCAAAGUUGUUGAGCCGAGACUACGAGAGUAUUAUUACGACAUUGCACAGUGAUUCUUCCCAUGGCUGUUAUGAGGUUGUUGAAAUAACCAUUGGUUGAUGAGGAACAACUGCAUUUAAUCAUGUAUGAAUGACUGGAAAUGGUUAUGAAUUAUAAAUGCUGUUGUAAAAUAUUUACUUCAACUGGAGGAUGACUUUUAAACAUUGACCAAAAUUAUGCAAAUGCCAUAUAUUUUAUUACUUUUUACUUUUCUUGUUCCAUCCUGAAUGUAAACAAUAUGGAAGUUGUAAUAAACAUACAAGUCUAGCUUAUUUUAUGAACAAACAUUCAUGUCACAGCUUACAAACUACACAGCUGAUUGAGUUGGUAGAUGUGUUUUCCACCAUUGAAACGUCAUUAUAGAUCAACCUACAAUCCUGGAAUCCCUGAAUGAUGGUGAUAAGAAAAGAGGAUGUUUCUGUACUCACAAAUGAAUAAAUUCCAUCACUGUGACUGAUCAUUUAUGCUCAACCUGCCAGUUACAAUAUAUGGAUAAAGGUGUGGACAAAAUCCAUUGAUAUUUAAAACAUAUAGAGUUACUCCAAAAAAGGACAGAGGCAUUGUAACACUUUAAAGCUUUUGGUUUUACUUCACAACCUUUGUCAGUAGC